Molecule: messenger RNA, 1251 nt
Organism: Penicillium brevicompactum
Lineage: Eukaryota; Fungi; Ascomycota; Eurotiomycetes; Eurotiales; Aspergillaceae
Product: putative acid phosphatase
Exons: 3
Coding region: 1-1251 (416 amino acids)
Biological process (GO): phospholipid catabolic process
Molecular function (GO): hydrolase activity, acting on ester bonds
Source: RefSeq, a predicted model, not a curated record
AUGUUCAACAAGCAGACUCUCCUUGCUUUCGUCGGGGCCCUGGCCCUGGGUGCCGCUAAGACCAUCACCGAGGAGAACCCUACUCAGGCGGAGAUCGAUGCUGCUCGGGCUACUGUCCUGCCUUACUCGCCUGUCUCAAAUGUGAAGGGUCUGGCAUUUGACCGUUUCGUGGACAUUUGGCUCGAGAAUACCGAUUAUGAGACCGCCGCUCUGGAUGAGAACUUGUCCAAGCUGGCCAAGGAGGGAAUUCUGUUGACCAACUACUUCGCUGUCACUCAUCCCUCGGAGCCCAACUAUUGUGCCUCCGCUGCGGGUGACAACUUUGGCAUGGACAACGACGACUUCUACCAGAUCCCAGCCAAUGUCUCCACCAUCGCCGAUCUCUUCGACACCAAGCACAUUGCCUGGGGUGAGUACCAAGAGGAUAUGCCCCAUGCCGGCUACCAAGGCUACCGCUACCCCCUCAGCGGUCCAAACCAGUACGUGCGCAAGCACAACCCGCUGGUUCUGUUCGACUCCGUCACCAAUGACGCCGUCCGUCCCCGCCAGAUCAAGAACUUUACUUCUUUCUAUGAUGAUCUUGAGCACCACCGCCUUCCCCAGCACAUGUUCAUCACUCCUAACAUGACCAAUGAUGCCCACGACACCAACAUCACAGUUGCUGGCGAAUGGGUUGCCAAGUUCCUCCCUCCCCUGCUCCAAAAUGAGUACUUCUCCAAGGACACUCUGGUGCUCCUCACCUUCGACGAAGUUGGCAACUACUCCGUUCCCAACCGCGUGUACAGCUUCCUCGUUGGUGGCGCUGUUCCCGAGCACCUUAAGGGCACUACCGAUGAUACUUUCUACACCCAUUACUCUGUUAUUGCAUCUCUCUCCGCAAACUGGGGUCUGCCUUCCCUCGGCCGCUGGGAUUGCGGUGCCAACCUGCUGAAGCAGGUCGCUGAGAAGACCGGCUAUGUCAACUGGGAGGUCGACACCACCAACGCUUACAUCAACGAAACCUACCCCGGCCCUCUUUCUGAUAACGACUACUCCGAGUACUCCUCCAAGUGGGCCGUGCCCGCUGUUAAGGGCAAGUGCUCUGCUGGACAUGGUAUCGCCGAGGUUGUCAAGAAGACCUACUACGGUCUCGAGCCCACUUAUAAUUACACCAGCCCUGUGCCAUAUGAUUCGGCCACUGGACUGAACCUUGGUAUUAAGUACCACCGUACUCUGAAGCACGGAAAGAAGGAGUCUGGUGUCACCCAAUAG